AUGCAUUCGCUGGCGCAGGAAAUCCAAGUCUUCUCCAAAAACCGCCUAAAGAAACAAUGCACCCGUGUGACCACAGUGACAGGCAAGAAACUGUUGGAGAGGAGAAGUGAUGGAGGAGGAGAGGAUCAGGUCGAGGAGCUGGAGGAGGGAGGUGGAUGUGGAUUUGUUGAAGAUACGAGUCUGGACCUCCAAGUCGGUGUGGUCAGACCCUUCCUGCUGCUGGCUUCUCAGGAUGCAGCCCAUGUCUUUGACACCCUCAGGAGAUGUAAGGUGUCUCAUGUGCUAAAUGUGGCUUAUGGAAUCAGUAACCUGUUCCCAGAUCAGAUGGUCUAUAAGACGCUUCAAAUCCUGGACCUCCCAGACACAGACAUAACAUCGUAUUUAGAGGAAUGCAGCUCCUUCAUAGAUCAAGCCCAGGAACAGGAUGGUGUGGUGCUGGUCCACUGUAAUGCUGGUGUGUCACGCUCCUCCUCGGUUGUGAUUGGCUACCUGAUGUUGAGGGAGGGGCUUACAUUUGAUGAUGCGUACAGUCAGGUGAAGCUGGCAAGACCAUCGAUUCGCCCGAACCCCGGCUUCUAUGAGCAGUUACAGCACUACAAACCUUAA
Molecule: messenger RNA, 606 nt
Organism: Nematolebias whitei (Rio pearlfish)
Lineage: Eukaryota; Metazoa; Chordata; Actinopteri; Cyprinodontiformes; Rivulidae
Product: dual specificity protein phosphatase 19-like
Exons: 4
Coding region: 1-606 (201 amino acids)
Biological process (GO): regulation of MAP kinase activity; protein dephosphorylation
Cellular component (GO): cytoplasm
Molecular function (GO): JUN kinase phosphatase activity
Source: RefSeq, a predicted model, not a curated record